This is a messenger RNA of Tupaia belangeri chinensis (Chinese tree shrew), 3143 nucleotides long. RefSeq names its product dual specificity phosphatase 15 (gene DUSP15). The coding region runs from base 115 to 1992 and encodes 625 amino acids. Gene Ontology annotation, cellular component: nucleus. The record is from RefSeq and is a predicted model, not a curated record. NCBI's taxonomy places the organism in Eukaryota, Metazoa, Chordata, Mammalia, Scandentia, Tupaiidae. Gene Ontology annotation, biological process: immune system process; regulation of transcription by RNA polymerase II; protein dephosphorylation. The transcript has 16 exons. Gene Ontology annotation, molecular function: protein binding; DNA-binding transcription factor activity, RNA polymerase II-specific; RNA polymerase II cis-regulatory region sequence-specific DNA binding.
CCCCUGCUCCCCGCCAGGCUGCAGGCGCCGGGCCUGGGCCGUCAGCGCAGCUGUGACCCGAGCGCCUUCCGGAAGGCGAGCUGGGAGUGCGUCCGGACCCCCGUCCCCGGGACCAUGGGGAAUGGCAUGACCAAGGUACUUCCUGGACUCUACCUCGGAAACUUCAUUGAUGCCAAAGACCCGGAUCAACUAGGCCGGAAUAAGAUCACACACAUCAUCUCCAUCCAUGAGUCACCUCAGCCUCUACUGCAGGAUAUCACCUACCUUCGCAUCUCCGUGGCCGAUGCCCCUGAGGUACCCAUCAAAAAACACUUCAAAGAAUGUAUCAACUUCAUCCACUGUUGCCGCCUCAAUGGGGGAAACUGCCUUGUGCACUGCUUUGCAGGCAUCUCCCGCAGCACCACCAUCGUGACAGCAUAUGUGAUGACUGUGACGGGGCUAGGCUGGCGGGACGUACUUGAAGCCAUCAAGGCCACCCGGCCCAUCGCCAACCCCAACCCAGGCUUUAGGCAACAGCUGGAAGAGUUUGGUUGGGGCAGUUCCCGGAAGCUUCGCAGGCAGCUGGAGGAGCGCUUCGGAGAGAGUCCUUUCCGCGACGAGGAGGAGGUGCGCGCGCUGCUACCGCUGUGCAAGCGCUGCCGGCAGGCCUUGACAGCUAGAAAGGUCAUUUCCCCUAGCUGUCAUGCUGGUGUGAGCACGAUGGAGAUACUGCAGUGGAAGGGGAAAGGGAAGGUCUCAGGCGGCUGGCGAUCCAUGGCCGGAGCCGGGGGUCCUCUGCGCCUCCGGGACUGGCUGGUGGAGCAGAUCGAGAGCCGGCGCUACGCAGGCUUGUGCUGGGAAGACGCGGGCAAGACCCUCUUCCGCAUCCCCUGGAAACACGCAGCCAAGCAGGGCUACCAGGCGCAGCAGGACGCGGCGCUCUUCAGGGCCUGGGCCGUGUACAAAGGCAAACACUUGGAGGGCACGGACAAGGAGGACCCCUCUAUCUGGAAGACACGGCUCCGCUGUGCCCUCAACAAGAGUGCUGACUUCCGGGAGGUGCGCGAACGCAGCCAGCUGGACAUCUCCAACCCCUACAAGGUCUACCAGAUCGUGUCUGAAGUUACCAGGGACUAUGCUCCCUCUGAAGAGGAGGAGAUCCCCUCGAGCCAGCAGGAGCUCCCUGGGGAAGUGACAGAGCCAGCCUGCAGGACGGAGCAGGAUGGCUCUGACGUAGCUACCAAGGAUGAGGACAAGGAGCAGGCCCCCAGGCUGGCCCCGCAGGACUCCCCGCCACCGGCCGCACUCCUCUCAGGCCCUUUGGCUGACCACAGGUCCCAGGCAUGGGACCCCAGAUUCCCCAGGAGUGCGACACUCUCCAAAGAUUUCAGCAACCCUGAAUACUGGCUGCACGUGCGGCUCUUCUAUGGCGCAGCGCUGGUGCACGAAACCACCGCGCGCACCUCCGAGGGCUGCCUCCUAAGCCCGCAGGCAGCCGCUGAGCACCUGUUGGGGCCACCACCGCACGUCGUGCAAGUUCUCUUCCCGAAGCCGCCGCCCGCCGCUCGCGCGCUGCAGCUUUCGCACCUCAAGCGCGCGGUACUGCUGUGGGUGGCGCCCGAAGGCGUGUUCGCCAAGCGCCUGUGCCAGGGCCGCGUGUACUGGCGCGGCCCGCUCGCCCUGCACCGUGCGCAGCCCAACAAGCUGGAGCGCGAGCGCACCUGCCAGCUGCUAGACACGCGCCGCUUCCUGGAGGAACUGCGUGCCCACCUGCAGGACGGCCGCCCGGAGCCGGAGUACCAGAUCCGUCUGUGCUUUGGCGAAGAGUACCCAGGGCCCCCUGACAAGUCAGAGGAGCGACUUGUCAUGGCCCACGUGGAGCCAGUCUUUGCCCGGGAGCUCCUCCUGCACUGGAAGCGCCUCACCUGGGCACCUCGCUGCCCCACAGGGCCCCACCCUGAUCACCCACCUUCUGACACAGCUCUCAGUGGGCCACUUCCUCAUACUCCAUAAAGGCAGCCCCUGUAAGGCGCAGACCCUUACCUCCACCCCAACUCUGCUCAGCUCACACUAAGCCAGUGGCCCUGGGGCCUCCCCCGACUCAUCGCCCAGGUCGCUGGACAGCGGAAGUCCAUCGUAACCUGCAAGCUGUCUGCCUCGAGCAUGGAGCCCUCGGAUUGUGCGAGUAGAAGGCACCGCACAGCCAGGUGUGAGGUGUCAGCCAGAAACUGAACUCGACCUUGAGGUGCAGGAACUGCAGCAAUUGGGACAAAAAGACUUCCUCUCUCAUUGAGAACAUGACAUGCCAAUAACCGUUCACUUAGCGCUGACCUUGUCCUGCAGCUGAGCCCAUUAUAAUGUUGACCCAAGGCCGAGAUUACCAACAAGUCCAUCCUCAGGGUUGUUUGGAGUGGGGACAACUAUUCUAAUGGGGAAGCACCUGGCUCUGAGGGACUCUGAGUUUCCACACCCUUCCUCGCACCUGCUGCUGGUCUCCUGUAUUCGGCAGUCUCGAGGGAUCCCAAAACAGAAGACUUAGCUUGAACCCUGGGCUUUAGAGGCUAACCGCCCACACCUGUCGGAAACUGCCUUCAAAGAAACUGAGGCAGGUCCCCAAACACAACCCUGAAGCAGAGGCCAAAGCGAGAAUCCAGUCCCUCCCAGCAUCCCACUGAUCUUUGCAGACUCUAAGUUGUAGGGUACCCUGGAGGAAGAGGGGGUGGCGAGCAUCUACAGUUACAAAGUUGGUUCCCAGUGCCUUGUGAGUGAAGUAACUAUUUUCUGCUCCACAUAGUAGACCUUUAUUUCUCUUCUGGUUUCUGACUUUAUUUAGAGAAAUCCUCUUUGAGAUGCCAGAUGCCAACAUAAGAAAUCCAUUAGUGAUACAUUAAUAAGCCACUUUUAUUGGGGUGAGUGAGGAACUAUAUGAUUCAACAAAAUACAGAAGUUGACAGAUUGCUUUUUAUGUUAUUUUAUUCUGGGAUCAAUUUUUGCUAUAGGGCAUGUACACUCACUGGAGAGACAGAGAGACAGAAAGCAUGAAAUCACCCCCCCAGGGGCGAUGGUCAAAUCCCUUCUCUCUACUUUCCCCGUAGGAUUCUGGGCAUGCACACACAUGCAUCUGGCACGAGUUUCAAGGGGCCAGGUCCGGGGAUGUGAACUGU